Drosophila montana is the source of this 2252-nucleotide messenger RNA. RefSeq names its product insulin-like growth factor-binding protein complex acid labile subunit. The transcript is spliced from 2 exons. The record is from RefSeq and is a predicted model, not a curated record. NCBI's taxonomy places the organism in Eukaryota, Metazoa, Arthropoda, Insecta, Diptera, Drosophilidae. Gene Ontology annotation, cellular component: extracellular matrix. Gene Ontology annotation, molecular function: protein binding.
AUUUGAUAGGUUUCAGUUUUAGUUCAGAUGCUGUCAAGAUUGGUUCUACUUUCCGCUCUACUCGUCUUCCGUGUAGUACAAACAAAAGUUAUACAGGAAUGUGAGCAGAUAUCACAUCCAAACUAUGUGUGCCGCGAGAUUGAAAACUUUGAGCAACUAAGCCAGUAUAUACAAGAAGAUUGGCAAAGUGUAAAUGUUGUUAACGAACACACUGGAAUUGAAAAUGACGAUAAGCCACUCCCCAAGCUGUCGAGACUGCUUCAAUUGGACCUGUCACAGUCUGGAGGUAUGACGCUGGGCAGGUAUGGGUUCAGAAAUUUCGCAUCGCUGCAGCGACUCAACCUAACCCACUGUCAACUGGAAGAGCUGCGGUCAGAGCACUUUGCUGACAAUGCAAGCCUGGUCAAUUUGGAUGUCAGCCACAAUGACUUGCUGCUCAUUGAACGUGCUCUAAUGAGACAGUUGCCAAAUCUUGUCUAUGCCAACUUCUCAAACAACUUGAUAGCCAACGUAGAGUUCGAUGCCUUCAAGGCCCUUAGCUACUUGAAGUUUCUGGACCUCAACACCAACGAGCAGGAGAACAUCACCCUAGGCUCCAAUUCCAAUCUGCGUUAUUUGUCCAUUAGCAACAACAAUGUGAGAGAUUUUCAUUGGUGCUGUCUGCGCGGGCUUCCUCAGUUGCAAGAGCUGCAUUUGCACAGUAAUUGGCUAGAGGUUUUGGACAUGGGCAUCUUUUAUGGGCUGCCUCAGCUGCGUGUGCUCAACGUAUCCAGUAAUAAUAUCUAUGAAAUUCAGCGACAUUUAUUCGUGGGUCCGGCUCCUGAUGUUGAUCCAUUGCUGCGUGUGCUCGACUACAGCUCCAACAAUGUAAAGGCACUGGAGGAUUAUGUGUUCAACAGGCUGCAUCAUCUGGAAACACUCAACCUCUGGUUCAAUCAGAUCAGCAAGAUCUCUUCAAGUGCGUUUCGGGGCUUGACUAUUUUACAAUCUGUGCAGCUGCAGGGCAACAAAAUCUUCCAGUUACCCGAUGAGGUCUUUGCCAAUUUGACGGCAUUGCAGGUGCUGGACUUGAGCAAAAAUAACAAAAGGCAACUGGAUGCCAAUGUCUUUGGCGGCUCCGUCCUUAGAAAUCUAAGCUUUCUUGAUCUGAGCAACAAUAACAUUGACCAACUGCAUCCGCUGGCCUUCUCCUCACUGCCCUUCCUGCAGUAGCUGCGACUGCGGCGCAACAAGUUGACUUUACUGGACAUACGCAUGUUUGCGCCACUGCGUCGGCUGCGGGUGCUGACUCUGAGUGAGAACAGGCUAAUGGAAAUCGAGGCUGAUUUGCUAAGUACCUUUGACAAGUUGACUGAGCUGCAAAUCAACAACAAUCGGCUGACAUAUCUGCCUGUAUUGGAGGAACAGCUGCUGUCGCAAUUGCGCCACAUCAGCGUCGAGGGUAAUCCCUGGCAGUGCCUGUGCCUGGACGCACGCCUAGUUAGCUAUGCGACGGCUGCCAGCGCCUAUUACCAGGGCCGGAAACCGCUCUGUAUAGUCACGCCCAUGGAACAAUGCGUGAGGGACUUGGAGGCGGUGCGCAAGCACGGAAUUGUCGAGAGCUACGAGCAGACUUGAGGCGGCAAAGGAGCAAUAAAUCAAUAUCACUAAAUGAUAGUCAAGUCGCUAAAUGGGAGAGGGCCAGCUGAGUUGACUAGUGGGUGGGUGGCCCAGCCGAAUAGCCUUCGUAAAUCACAGACAAAUGAAUGACCAUCAGGCGCAAAAGUUUUGCAAGCCAAAGUAUUUGGCCAACUGCCGUAAAACAAUAAAACAAAAUGCGGCCGAAGAGCAAAGCACAAGUACAGCAAAACAGAGCAUGAGUCUAGGGGCAGAGGAGAGGGCCCAUAGAACAGCACAGAUUUUCAAAUACUUAACACCACUUAAGCGAACAGUUGGACAAUGACAACGACAAGUGGAUUUUGCGGGUGGGCGUGCAGGCGGGGUACACAUUGAUUGUUGAGCGUAAUUUAACGUAAGAAUUUUUAUUAAAAUUCUCAAAUUGUUUGCAUACAAAAGUUUGUGCUUGCAGUGAGCGGCCGGCCGACUGGCCAGGACUUAAUGAAUAAAUGAUUGAUUGAAUAAGCGUGAGUAGGAGAUCGUGUGGCGUUUGUUGUGUGAGUACAACGGAAGGAAACUUCCGGUGGCUCGAAAAACAUGGGAAAUUGAAUUGUUAGUGAAUUUUCAAGAUAACAUGAUUGAGCGAAUGAGUUGAA